AUGGCCGACGACAUCGUCAUCGACAAGCAGCUCUUCCACGACCGCCUGGGCAACUUUGUCGCAAAGUGGAAGGCCGACAAGCGUGCUGGCGAUGCCGUCUUCCAGGGCGCAAGCUCCCUCGCCACGGUCGUCGGUAAAGCCAGCGAGCCCGGCAGCUACUUGAAGCCUGCAGCUUUCCAGUUAUGGCUCCUGGGCUACGAGUUCCCUGCGACGCUCUUCAUCCUCACCCCCGACCUGCUCCAGAUCGUCACAACAAAGAAGAAGGCCUCGUACCUCGAGCCGCUGAAGGGUGGCAAGGUGCCCAUUGAGAUCCUCGUGCGCGGCAAGGACGCCGAGGAGAACAAGAAGCAGUUCCAGACAUGUCUCGAGACGCUGAAGAACGCCGGGAAAAAGGUCGCCGUGCUGAAGAAGGACAGCUCCACCGGAGGCUUCGCAGACGAGUGGAAAGCGGCCUUUGCCGACGCCGGCAUCAAGGAGGAGGACCAGGUCGAUCUCGCGCCCAUUCUCUCGCAGGCUGCGCUGUCGGUCAAGGACGAGAAGGAGCUGCGCACCAUCCGCGAUGCCUCGCGCGCAUCCAGCGCCCUCAUGACCAGCUACUUCGUGGAGGAAAUGUCCGACAUCCUCGAUUCCGAGAAGAAGAUCACGCACCGGGCCCUCGCCGACAAGGUCGCAAACAAAAUCGACGACGCAAAGUUCUUUGAGAAGCAGAAGGUCUCCAAGAACUUCGACGCCAUGCAGCUCGACUGGUGCCUCCAGCCCACCAUCCAGAGUGGCGGCGCAUACGACCUCAAGUUCGCCGCCGAGCCUGACGAGAACAACCUCCACGCCGGCGUCAUCAUCUCGGUCCUUGGUCUGCGCUACCAGACGUACGGCGCCAUGGUCGGAAGAACCUACAUGGUCGGGCCCAACAAGGAGCAGGAGACGGCCUACAAGCUGCUUCUGGCCAUCCACGACCUGGUCAUCAAGUCCAUCAAGGACGGCGCCGUCGCAAAGGACGUCUACAACAAGGCUCUCGCCCACCUGAAAUCCAAGAAGCCCGAGUGGGAGAAGCACUUCCCCAAGAACGUUGGCUACGGCAUUGGAACCGAGAACAAGGACAGUUCGCUGCUGUUAAGCGGUAAGAAUGUGCGUGUCCUGAAGGAUGGCAUGACCAUUGUCGUGCAGGCUGGCCUGCACGAUCUGGAGAACAGCAAGCCCCAGGACAAGAAGAGCAAGACAUACUCUCUGGUAUUGGUAGACACCGUGCGUGUUGGCCAGGGCGACGCGUCCGUCUUCACAAAGGACACCACGUCUGAUCUAGACGCUGUCUCGUUCUUCUUCGAUGAAGAGGAGGAGGAGGCUAAGCCGAAAGUCAAGAAGGAGCGUGCGCCAGCCAUUGCGCAGACGAACAUCACCAAGACACGCACACGACACGAGCGAACAACGAACCAGGACGCAGAAAAGGAAGAACAGAGGCGGCAGCAUCAGCGCGAAUUGCACCAGAAGAAGCAGCAGCAAGGUCUGGAGCAGUACAGCGAAGGCGCAAAGUCGCUCAACGGCACCGAGGAGAAGAAGUUCAAGCGCUUCGAAUCCUACAAGCGCGACAACCAGCUGCCCAACUCGGUUGCAAAUCUGGAGAUUGUGGUCGAUAAGAAAAGCCAGACAGUCAUCUUGCCAAUCAUGGGUCGACCGGUUCCCUUCCACAUCCACACCAUCAAGAACGCUUCCCACACGCCCGAAGCUGACGUUACCUCUCUUCGCAUCAACUUCCUCUCUCCAGGUCAGGGUGUUGGGCGAAAGGAUGAUCAGCCUUUCGAGGACCCUAACGCUCACUUCAUCCGCAGUCUGACUUUCCGCUCCCAGGAUAUCGAGCGCAUUGACCAGAUCACCAAGGACAUCACCGAGCUGAAGAAGGAAGUUGUACGACGAGACCAAGAAAAGAAGCAGAUGGAGGAUGUUGUUGAGCAGGACAAGCUCGUUCCUCUCAAGACUCGCAAGCCCUUCAACCUCGACCUCAUCUUCAUCCGACCCGCACUCGACGGCAAGCGUAUUCCCGGAAGCGUCGAGAUUCACCAGAACGGUUUGCGCUACAUCCACGGCGGUGGUAGCGCGAGGAUCGAUGUGCUGUUCAGCAACAUGAAGCACCUGUUCUUCCAGCCGUCGCAACACGAACUCAUCGUCAUCAUCCACGUCCAUCUCAAGAACCCCAUCAUGUUGGGCAAGAAGAAGACCAAGGACGUCCAGUUCGUCCGCGAAGCUACAGAAAUGCAGUUUGACGACACAGGCAACCGCAAGCGUCGCCACAAGUUCGGUGACGAGGAAGAGUUUGAGCAGGAGCAGGAAGAGCGGAGGCGACGAGCAGCACUUGACAAGGAGUUCAAGAACUUUGCCGAGAAGAUUGCAGAUGCUGCGCGCAACGAGAACGUCAGCGUCGACAUUCCAUACCGUGAGCUUGGUUUCAACGGUGUCCCAUCUCGAUCGUCUGUGCUUGUACAACCGACAACCGACUGCUUGGUCCAGCUCACCGAGCCGCCCUUCACAUGUCUUACCCUCUCCGAGAUUGAGAUCGUCCAUCUCGAACGCGUGCAGUUCGGUCUCCGAAACUUCGAUAUGGUCGUGGUUUUCAAGGACUACAACCGCCCUCCCGUUCACAUCAACACCAUUCCUGUCGAAUCACUCGACCCGGUCAAGGAUUGGCUGGACUCUGUCGAUAUUCCCUUCAGCGAGGGUCCGCUCAACCUCAACUGGGCUACCAUCAUGAAGACUGUCACCUCCGACCCGCAUCAAUUCUUUGCUGACGGCGGUUGGUCGUUCCUCUCUACCGAGUCCGACGACGAAGACGGCGAUGAGGAAGAAGAAGAGUCUGCUUUCGAGGUGUCAGAGUCUGAACUUGCCAUCUCGGACGAGUCGUCUGAAGAGAGCGAUUUCGAUGAGAACGCGUCUGAAGAGAUGAGCGACGAGGGCUCAGAAGACGAGUUCUCUGAAGGCGAAGAUUGGGAUGAGUUGGAAAAGAAGGCGGCGAAGAAGGACAAGGAAGGCACACUGGAAGACGAGGAAGAAAAGCCGAAGAAGAGGAAGCGCUGA
Ascochyta rabiei is the source of this 3063-nucleotide messenger RNA. RefSeq names its product Xaa-Pro aminopeptidase. Gene Ontology annotation, cellular component: FACT complex. Gene Ontology annotation, biological process: transcription elongation by RNA polymerase II; positive regulation of transcription elongation by RNA polymerase II. Gene Ontology annotation, molecular function: nucleosome binding. Bases 1 to 3063 code for a protein of 1020 amino acids. The transcript has 4 exons. The record is from RefSeq and is a predicted model, not a curated record. Lineage: Eukaryota; Fungi; Ascomycota; Dothideomycetes; Pleosporales; Didymellaceae.